AUGCUUUCCAAACUGAUCCAAGCUGAUCCAAUUAUAGAUCCCAACUCGGCCCCAAAAUGGUUCCAAAAUGGUUCCAAAAUCGUCUCCAUUUUCGCUCCUCCGCCCAACUCAAUUCAUACUGCUCAUAAUCUUUUGUCAUGCGGCUAG
Messenger RNA from Debaryomyces hansenii CBS767, 147 nucleotides. Its product is annotated as DEHA2D09680p. The record is from RefSeq and is a predicted model, not a curated record. The coding region runs from base 1 to 147 and encodes 48 amino acids. The transcript has a single exon. NCBI's taxonomy places the organism in Eukaryota, Fungi, Ascomycota, Pichiomycetes, Serinales, Debaryomycetaceae.